Molecule: messenger RNA, 4513 nt
Organism: Copidosoma floridanum
Lineage: Eukaryota; Metazoa; Arthropoda; Insecta; Hymenoptera; Encyrtidae
Gene: Tmem63
Product: transmembrane protein 63
Cellular component (GO): plasma membrane
Molecular function (GO): calcium-activated cation channel activity
Source: RefSeq, a predicted model, not a curated record
CAUGCCAGUGUGAAUCUAUUGAAAUACUUAGCCUAAUUUUAUAACACACUUAUUUUAACAUAUCAAAAGUGUUCGUCCAUUUUGUUCGAAUUGAGUGCAGAGUAAAACCUAUACAAGCCGGAAAGUGAUGUGUACUAUAUUAAUGUACCUGCAGCCCAUCAUUACCUUACAGGUACUGACAACAUAAGGCAGCAGAGCGUUGGGUGUACAACAACAUACAUACCUAUAUAUACUUACGUGUGUAAAACGAUGCGUCAGGACAAGCAGCUACGACAACAGCAGUAUUUCAAAGUCGAUAUUACUACCAUCAGCAGUUGUUGCUUUAAUACAACUAGCAGCAGUACUCUGUCGACAUCGUCGUCGUCGUCGAGAGCAGUAACAUCAGCGGCGCUAUGUUAUUGUGUUAUUGCCGACAUCGUUUAAAACACAAAUUCAACAUCAGUUAAUAGUUGGUGAUACAGUUGUGGCUUUUUAUUAUUAAUUAUUGAGAAAAAAGAAAGCUACAAAGUGUUUAGUGGUAGUAGUGGUGAUGGUGUUUGUUGUUGUUGUUUUUGUUGUUAAAUAAUAGUGAGGUGUUGUAGCAAAUUAUUUUAAAGAUCCUCCCAAAGAGGAGAGAAAGGAAGAAAACAACAACAAAGAGAAAUAACACACUCCAAUUAUGGGCGAUUUCUACAAUAACAGCGAAAUCUCGGAUCAGCCACAAGAAUGUAAUAUCAACACAACAACCAAAAGAAUAUGGUUACUCACAGAUGUAUACAAUGGAAUACCUGAUAAUCUUUUGAUAAAUAUAUGCAUGUUUUUGCUAUUGGUCACGUUAUUUGGUUUAUUGCGUAAAAAAGCAUGGAACUAUGGUCGAUUGGCCCUUUUACACAAAACAGAAAACAGAUGGAUGGAAUUGUUUUAUGGUGAUAAUGACACCAGAGAUGCCGAAGUAGCAUGUAUAGAGGCAUCUGUCAACUCACAUCUAUCUAAUACAGAUAGAGGCUUUUUAUCAUGGAUAGUGACGGCUUUCCGAUUAUCAGAUGACGAAUUGUUAAAAAGAGCGGGUUCAGACGGAUUACUCUAUGUCUCGUUUCAAAGGCACUUAAUUAUAUUGACUGGGCUAAUGACGUUGGUUUCAUUGCUGGUCAUUUUGCCUAUAAAUUACAAUGGAGAUAAAUUAAUAAAAGAUGGUGCCUUUAGUCGCACUACUUUGCCAAACCUCGCUCCAAAUUCUGGUUGGCUUUGGGUACAUACUUUCAUACUCUUGUCUUAUCUACCCGUUGGAGCCUAUGUUAUGAGGAAAUUCAUCAAAAAAGUGAGAGAUCUGAGACCAGCAGGAGAACUAGCAGCUAGAACUCUUUUGAUAACAGAAAUCCCAAAACAUCAGUGUAACAUAGACGGAUUAACGGAGUAUUUUAAAGAGGCUUUUCCAACUUUAACAGUUGAAGAUGUUACUCUGGCAUAUGAUAUCAAAGAACUUACGAAAUUGGAUGCAGAAAGAGACUGCGCUGAGCAAGCACGACUUUACUGCGAGAAUUACAACAGAAGAAAAGCUCCAUUAAAAAUGUAUCCCCACUUCUGUGGACAACUGGUUGGAUGUUGUUUCAAACAGAAACAAAUAAAUGCCCUCGAGUUUUAUACGACAGAAGAAGCGCGUUUGACAGCGCUCGUAGAAGAGGAAAGAAAACUUGCCUUGAAGAGGCCGAUCGGUGUAGCCUUUGUGACAUUAGGUACACCAGGUGCCGCGAGGACCAUGCGACGUCAGCUGCGCACGUCGCCGUCGAUCAAAUGGACGGUCGAUUAUGCACCCGCUCCCGCGGACAUUUACUGGGACAAUCUAUGCAUUGCCAAGCCUUACUGGUACCUUACUUGGAUUACCGUCAAUAUUUUAUUGGGCAUCGUCAUGUUUUUUGUGACGACUCCAGCUGUCGUUUUGGCAGCGAUGAAAGAGUUGCCAUUCUUUGGCAACAUCCAGAAUCUGAAUCCGUUCAUGUCCACCUUCUUGCCGACGAUUAUGCUUGUCAGCGUUGCAGCACUCAUGCCAGUUUUGGUUGGUCGGAGCGAAGUAUUGAUCAGACAUUGGACGCGAAGUGGUCUGAAUCGUGCAAUAAUGAGAAAGACGCUGCUGCUGUUGUUGCUAAUGGUUUUGAUUGUGCCGAGUGUAAGUUUGACGAGUUUCAAGGCCUUCUUUGAAUGGACCAUUAGGGGCGACAACAACAGCACGGCUCGAUGGCGAUGUGUCUUUUUGCCUGACAAAGGUGCAUUUUUCGUAAAUUAUGUGAUAACGGCAGGCUUCAUCGGAAGCGGGCUUGAGCUUGUUAGAUUUCCCGAGCUGGCGCUUUAUACCUACAGGCUUUGUACAGCCAGAAGCCGCGCUGAACGCAUUUACGUGAGGAAAGCAGUGCUCUGGGAAUUUCCGUUAGGCGCUCACUAUGCCUACAUGCUGCUGGUCUUUACCACGACCACUAUGUACAGUCUAGCGUGCCCGAUCAUCACUCCCUUUGGACUAAUUUAUUUUCUAAUCAAGCAUGUAGUCGAUAGACACAACUUGUGUUUUGCUUAUGGACCGAGCAUUGGAGGGGGCCAGUUGUCCGGCACGGCUGUAAAAGCUACAGGAGCCGCGCCUUUAAUUGCUCAAGUUGCGUUUCUAGCGUUGAAUCUCGUGAGGACAAGUCUAUCGCCACUGGCUGCGGUACAGUUAAGCGGCUUUGCCGCUAGUAUAUUAGGAUUUGUUACAGGGCUGACUUUGCCAGCUUCUAAACCUAAGAGCCAGAAUUUCAAAAGAGAUUUAUCAGCUGGUCAACACUUUGUUGCUCCGGUAUUACGUAAAAGGAGGGUUAUUGGCUGCCCAGAGGAAACUAUUUCAGUUUCUACAACUACGCAGAGCUCACCAAGUACGAAAGUUUAUACAACAUCCUCUUCCACUCAUGGAAGUCCAAAAUUAUAUCAGGAUUACGGACAAGAACCGACAAACGUGUGACUUGUUUAGUUAAUCAGGCUGUUUUUGUUUCCCCCCUCCCCUUUUUUUUGUUUUAAUAGAAAAAUAAUCGAUCGGUUGUAUCAAUCGGUGUCAGAAAGUAUGAAGUGUUUGAAUUAUAAAUAUCUAACUUAUUUAAUCUUAGACAUUGCUAAAAUUAAAUGAAUGUUGUGAAUAGGAAUAUUUUUACUCAGUAAUAGGUGCAGAUGAUACAGGUAAGUGACCAUGAUGCUGGUCAUUGAUUCGUAUCAUUUUGAUUCGUCAAAAAUUUGAUGUUUCACCUUGAUUGUAGAAAUGUAGUUGCAAUGGAUCGAUAUUUUACAAAAAAAAUUUUUUAACCGUAAAAGAUAAUAAUGAAAUCAUUAAAAGUACACAUUAAAUUACUGUACAAUACCAGUUUCUAUCAAUUUUUUAAGCUCGGUUUUAAUAUUUCAUUAAUAAUAUGAUUAAAAAUUAUUUUUACAUAUUUAAUACAAUUAUAGGCAAAAACCUUUGUAUUUAUUUUCUUUUAAUUAUUUUAAAUCACUGAUUUCAAAGGGGUUGGCUUGUAUAUUAUUAGACAUUUGUAAACAGAAGUACCUGUUUAAGUUAUUGAGAUUAACUCUAGAUUUGUCGUUAUGUAGGCUCCCUGUUGUCUAGCAUAAGCCUCGCGCGGAAAAGCGGCAAUAGUUGUAUAUUCUUGAAUGACGAAUUGUUGUUCAUGCACCCGGGACCUGUGAAAGAAAAGAGAAGAAUACCGUGUAACAGAAUAAUGACGAAACAAUAAUAAUAAAACCAGCAAACCUUAUUCUCGUAGUAAUACUCCUUCAACCAUCUUUGUUGUGCAUCAGUAAUAAACUGAUGAAUUAUUUGGGAGGGUUUGGAGAUGUCGUAUAGUGCCUGAGACAAGCUGCAGACCAAGACCGCAUUUUAAAGAAUGUUCUUGUCAUGCUAUUUCAUCUUGAAUCCACAAUUCGCACAUUGAAAAUUUAGGCUUGCCCUUGAAGUUGAAUUAGACCGCCCAUCGACUAUUUCACUCCGUUCCAAUAUACAACUAUUGUAAGCAGAUGGCAAAUAGUGAGAUAUCCGUCCUUAUGGUAGAUCUUAAAAAUAGAAAAAUUUGUGUUCUUACUAAAAAAUUUCAUUGCUACGAAUAUCAAAAAUUUAUUGAUAUAUUUAUCAUUAAAUUUUCUGAGUGCUGCUUCAAUAAAUCGAUACCCUGCGGUAUUUUUGAAUUUUUUACCGAUUCCUUUCCUUUCGGGUGCAAAAAAGACAUUUUUUAGUCUCCACCGACUCAUUGGUUAACCAGACGAUCAAUCAGAUCGUGUGCUUUAAUUUGUAUAUCAACUUUGGUGGGACCAAAUCUUUCUCCAAUAACUGGGGUCCACAUGGAAAAAAUUCGAAAGCCGAUACUUGGCAGUACUGUUGUUUUUGAGUAAGAUAAUGUUAGGAAACUGUUGCCCCAAAAUUUUAGAUUAAAUUUAUUGUCAAUUUGAUUGCGGGUAAUACUUUACUGUUUAUUUAAUCGUUACUAUGCCUCAUGCAACUGUCUAAUUUCAGUUCCUUAGAGGUCUA